Molecule: messenger RNA, 1032 nt
Organism: Pelagomonas calceolata
Lineage: Eukaryota; Pelagophyceae; Pelagomonadales; Pelagomonadaceae
Source: the annotation of a GenBank genome assembly
CGUCCGGGCGACGUGCACUUUUUGCAGCUGCUCACGUCCCACGCGUGGUCUCGUACACAUACAACGCACGUAGGAAGUCACCACAGCGAUCGCAUACGCGUGCAUCAGCGGCAAAAGUAACCAGCGCUCGCCGUGAGUCUCUGUGAGAGCAGCCUGCUGCAACGCGACAGCGGAGAGCGCCCGACGCCGGAAGAGCUCCGACGACGCCGCCGCCGCGCACCCCUAGCAAACAAAGAUGCCCCAGCACGAGCACAUCGAGCAGCAUCGAAAGCGCCACGGCGAACGCUUAGACGCGCCCGAGCGCCGACGAAAGAAGGAGGCGCGGUCGGUACAUGAACGCGCCAAGUUCGCCAAGAAGGUCCAUGGUUUACGAGCGAAGUUGUUCAACAAGAAGCGCUUCAAGGAGAAGGCCAUCCUCCGAAAAACUAUUGCCGCCCAUGAGGAAAAGGAAGCACGAGCAAGAAAUAACACUAGUGAUGACAAGGCCGCCGUACCGGCCUUCCUCCUAGACAGGGAAGGUACUUCGAGAGCAAAAAUCCUCUCGAAUAGCAUCAAACAGAAGCGCGCAGAGAAGGCGGGUAAGUGGUCAGUACCAAUACCCAAGGUAAGAGCAGUAGCGGACGACGAGAUGUUCCGCGUGCAAGCGUCGGGCAAGCGCAAGAAGAAGGCCUGGAAGCGCGUCGUCACGAAAAUUACCUUCGUCGACCCGAAUUUUACGCGCAAGCCUCCGAAGUACGAGCGAUUUAUUCGACCGAGCGGUUUGAGGAUGAAGAAGGCCCACGUGACGCAUCCGGAGCUGAAGGCGACGUUCUGUUUGGACAUUUUGGGCGUGAAGAAGAAUCCUAGUAGUGCGAUGUACACGUCGCUGGGCGUCAUUACGAAGGGUACCGUGAUCGAGGUGAACGUGUCGGAGUUGGGCUUGGUUACUACUACGGGUAGAGUAGUCUGGGGCAAGUACGCCCAGGUGACGAACGACCCCGAAUUGGAUGGGUGCAUCAACGCGGUGCUGCUCGUGUAAGGAAUAGUCUGUAG